AUGUGGGAAACAAACAUUUUUUUUAUAAUGCUAGAUGACCAAAGCAUAUGGGACAAUAUUGGAGGGAAAAACUCCUUUUGUUCUUUUAAGAUGAAAACACAGACAGAGACUCUGUGCAGGAAUGCAAACAACGUAUCAGGAAGGUGCAGCAGAGAAACAUGCCCACUCGCCAACUCUAAAUAUGCAACGGUUAGAGAGAUAAAGGGGAAACUGUAUCUUCUGCUAAAAGAACCAGAAAGAAGGCACAAGCCGAAAUCACUCUAUGAAAAGAUCGAGUUAGGCGAAGACUAUGAAAAGGCCUUUGAGACAAUCUGCACUGAGCUAAAGGGCUGGGACCGAUUUAUUAUGCACAAGUGCAAGCAGCGACUUACAAAGCUUUCUGACUAUAUGGAGCGAAAAUCGCUUUUAGACGAAAUGGGUCGGCCUAUAUACAUUCACAGAAAGAAGAAGGCUGAGAGGCAGGACCGGGCAAGAGAAGCAAAGGCCGCCAGACAGGCAAAGAUUGAGAAUGCAAUUGAAAAGGAAGUGCUUGAGCGAUACAAACUAGGUGUAUACGGAAACAAAGGAAUGGUAGAGCAAGAAAAGACCACCAAGCAAGAAGAGAAGAGAAAGAAGUUGGGGCAGGUACAAACCCGGGGAAUAAAGUAUGUAACAGAAUUUGAGGAGGAUCCUGAAGAAGAGCACGAAGAGGAAGUGAAGAAAAAGCGAAUGAAAAUGGAGUGGUAGCCCAGUUAUUAUACCGUCUACAAGAGGGACAAGGCGCUGCACUUACAAUAUGGAUAAAUAGACAUGCCAGCACGGCUGGACUACAUUAGAGUAUAAAG
Molecule: messenger RNA, 824 nt
Organism: Nematocida parisii ERTm1
Lineage: Eukaryota; Fungi; Microsporidia
Exons: 1
Coding region: 1-726 (241 amino acids)
Biological process (GO): maturation of 5.8S rRNA; maturation of LSU-rRNA
Cellular component (GO): nucleolus; preribosome, large subunit precursor
Source: RefSeq, a predicted model, not a curated record